Megalops cyprinoides (Indo-Pacific tarpon) is the source of this 3382-nucleotide messenger RNA. Its product is annotated as leptin receptor overlapping transcript-like 1. NCBI's taxonomy places the organism in Eukaryota, Metazoa, Chordata, Actinopteri, Elopiformes, Megalopidae. The coding region runs from base 91 to 486 and encodes 131 amino acids. The transcript is spliced from 4 exons. Gene Ontology annotation, cellular component: endosome. The record is from RefSeq and is a predicted model, not a curated record. Gene Ontology annotation, biological process: late endosome to vacuole transport via multivesicular body sorting pathway; negative regulation of growth hormone receptor signaling pathway.
GCAGGAGCCAGCUAGGAAUCGAAAGUGUGCAGUGUGUUGUUAGUGUACCAAGAAUCAGCUGGUGUUGUUGGGAUUAAAUGUUCUGUUGAAAUGGCCGGAAUUAAAGCACUCAUCAGCCUGUCGUUUGGAGGGGCCAUCGGGCUCAUGUUCCUUAUGUUGGGGUGCGCCCUCCCAGUGUACAACCGGUAUUGGCCUCUGUUUGUCCUCUUCUUCUACAUCCUGUCUCCCAUCCCCUACUGCAUCUCGCGGAGGGUCGUCGACGACACGGACGCUGCCAGCAACGCCUGUAAAGAGCUGGCCCUCUUUCUAACUACGGGCAUCGUGGUCUCAGCCUUUGGCCUGCCCAUUAUUUUUGCCAGAGCUGACGUGAUCGCGUGGGGAGCAUGUGCUCUGGUGCUCACCGGGAACGUGGUCAUCUUCGCCACCAUCCUGGGGUUCUUCCUAGUCUUCUGCUCCAAUGAUGACUUCAGUUGGCAGCAGUGGUAAAAUGAUAUGGGGGGAGGGGUUUGGGGGUGGGGCUUGCUUCAGAAAGGUUUUUUAAAUUAUUGUUUUUUUUUUUUAAUUUAACUGACCAGCCAUCCAUAGACAUACAAAAAAGGUCCGUGCAAUAACCUGAAUUGGUAAAACGUGCUUUCAGAAUACUAAAAAAAAAAAAAAGUUCUGGCUUCACAUGGACGCUUUGACAGGGACUUGUUUUACAAGUUUUUUUUUUUUUUUUAAUUCACGUUUUUUUUUUUGGUCUCUUUUUAUACAUACAACCUUUGAAUGUAAAAUGCAAAAAAGGGAUAUAGGUUGAAUAUUCUGGCCUCUUUAAUAGCACAAAUGCAAGAUUACUACUGCAUAUCUGUCCAGUCUCACAGUAACUGAAACAAGAUUUUGUUGAUGUCAUAAUUAACAUAGACUAUUUAGAGUAUAUUACUUAAUUAACUCUUGUUUACUAAUUUGAAUAAUCAGAUUGAUCAUUUUAUUUUCUCUGGCUGAUAUGGUAUAAGAUUCAUUGAUGGAACAGAAAAUGGCAUGAAAUAUAUCCUUUUGAAAAAGAAGGCAGCAUGAGAGUCAAACUGGAAGGCCCAACCUGUGUACAGAAUUCUCACAGUGGGUUAGCCCCUUUUUAUACACAGGCUGUAUACUGGAAGUAAGACAGUAAAAAAGGUCUACUGAUAUUCACAGUGCAGGACAGUGUUUGAUAUAGCAUUCACUGAUCUGUCAGUGAACCUUCGUAAAGCAAAGUAGCUCCUCAAGCUCCUCGAGCAACGCUAACUCAGUUGCGACCUAUGGGAGGAAAAGCACUUUGGCAUUGCUGACAUGUACAUGGAACAGUUUUUUUCUGUAAGUAGUGUUACGGUUAUGCAGAGCUAUCUCGAUGGAUGAAGCGUUCCUCAUUAACGCUCAAUAUACAUCUCCUCCGAACGGCACCUCGUGAGAAUGUGCCAUCCAAAGGAAAGGACAGAAGUUGUUUCAGUUCACCAAAGAUCCGUCACACGUCCUUAUUAGUCUCUUUAAAAGCCGCAAGUUGGCACUGACAAACAAAGAUUCCAUCAGGAUUGUCUGUAUGCGAGCCCUUUAAAGCAAAGGUAAUGGCUUAGGCUUAUAAUUACACAUGCAAUAUUCAGUCAUGAAAUAAAAGGGCACCAACGACCACUAUUGUUCUAUAAUAAUUGUAUGUCUCAUAUCCUGUGGUGGUGGUAUUGGGUAAAACUACAUUAAGCACAAUGUAUCCAACCAAUAUAGCAGUGCAGGUUAACAUGAGUGUUAAAUUCCAGCUCAUAUUGAAUCAGCAUCUCUGCAUCUCUCCUCAUUAAUUUGUAACUAGUAACCUGUUUUCCCAGAGUCACUGUGGUAUAUGCUUUGUUGUGUCUUUCGUGAUCAUAAUUUUAUACAUUUAUUGUCAGCUUUUGUCAUCAUUUACAGGCACUGUGGUCUCUAGAGCAAGCGGUCAUUUCAUACAUAGAUUGAGAAACUGUGACUCUGUUAAAGCACUGGCACAAAUGUGGUACUUCUUGCAUUAUAGUAUUCCUUUUCCUGUUUGUUUUAUUUUGUUUGUUCGUUUCUUUGAUAGUUCUGAGCGCUUGCAGAGAUCAGAGGUUACAAGGAAAUGGUCCAAUAGUAUUUUCUACAUUACCACAGUCUAAACGGGCAGUGUUUUUUGUUUUGGCAAGUUAGUUAAUUGAGAGGGAGCAAUGUUAUUAUAAGGCUGUACGUUUUUUACCCUUUAUUUUCUUUUAUCAUUUGCUGUUGUUGAGGUUGAAGAAAACAUACUGCUGUUUCCCUCAUACAGGUGGUCCCUAUUUUGACGAUACAAAGAAAGUGGAAAACUUUUUAAGCUGACUUUACUAUUUUCCCCACAGAUGCGAUGUUAUAAGAGGGGGUCAUAUUCCCGAACACAGGCUAAGAAGGCUGACACAUUUUUUUAUUAGUGGGUUUUACUUUUACAUUAGCAUAUUUAGACUUGCAUACACGCAAGGAGCAGUGUACAUGUUAAGCAUUGCUAAGACGCUGGACAGGUGUUUAUUUAGUGACCGCGAGAACAACGGCACAUGCAAUCAAAAGAACAAAAUGCAAAGAUCAUCUUCAGCUCCCACUUUCGGGUUCGCUGAAUGAAAUCAACAAACAAACAGACGACACAGUACAACAAACUCGAACAAAGAUCCCCGACGGAGUUACACCGCAGCUAUUUUUCUCGUGCUUAUUGUCGCUCUCUUGUCGAUUACUGUUUGUUGGAUAGAUAAAUGAAAUAUAAACGCUGGCAUUUAUCAGAGUCGUAAAUGCAAAAAGUCUUAUCGUAAAACGGGGGGUGGCUGUAUUGCGAAAAUACGGCUUAAAUAAGCAUUAAGUUCUAGCAACAUGCAUACUCGCAUACAGUUCGUUGAGGUUAAAUCGGCAUGGAUUGAAAUGGAUGUUAAAGGUGCCCAACUAAACUCAGAUGGGGAAAAGAAACCUUCUAUAAUAACAAACGCCGUCAAAGAUGCUGUGUGGCAGUCGACCUUGUGGUAUUUAUGCCUGUUGUACUUGGUUUCACUGUGACGUUAUGACCGGCACAUGGCGUUUCUAAGAUGGAUUGCUUCUUUGUAUGAAAGCUUGGGAAAUGUUUGUUAGGAUUGUUAUUUAUGAUUUAUUAUUUUUUGUAUUCUUUAAGUCCAUAAUGUACACUGAAAGGAAGCAUUUGUCAUGAAUAACCGAUUUUAUGAAAGGCAUAACUGUUUAUACAUGUGGAUAUGUUACUGACAGAUUUUUAAAAGUCCUUUAGCCUUUGGUUUCUGUAUUUAUGCAUUUAUUUAACUAAUACACUGUGUAGAUCUUUUUUUUCUUUUCUUUUCUUUUUAUGUAUACAAAAUUGUGUUGUGUGCGGAGCAAUGUCGUUGUGGUGAACCUGGAAACUUUU